AUGAAUUCCGCUCCAACCCUUGGCCAAUGUCGACUCAUAGCACUGCUACUCGUAGUCUUAUCCCUUCUUACCGCCCCCUUUACCUUUGCUUUCACCCUUCAUCAUUAUCUCUAUUUCAAUGGGCUCUAUUCGAUUGACACCUAUCGUAAAUUUGUGAAAAGACAGAUCUUCAAAGACGACAAGCUGGAAGAUCAAAGGACCAUCUUAAUCACCGGGUCUCGAGGUAUGAAGGCAUUAUCACUGGCAAAGGCUUUUCGCCGUUUGAACCCUCAGCAUCGAGUCAUACUAGCAGAUUCGAAGAACUGGUCCAUCACUUCUCCGUCCCGAUUCUCUACGUCCGUGACUCGCCACUAUUUCUCGCCUUCGAUUGUCAAAAGUCCAGAGGAGUACAAGCGAUUUAUACUAGACCUUAUUCGAUCUGAGCGCGUAGAUCAUUGGAUCCCUUGUUCUUUCGCUUUCAGUACGAUUAUCGAUUGUGAGAUUGCGGAGGAGGUUCGUAACUUACCGGGUGUAAAUUGCUUUUGUUGGACGCCAUUGAAAGAAGUAGCAGAGGAACUUCACGAAAAAGACAGGUUUAUGCCCCUUUGUGCCGAAUAUCGUAUGGACGUCCCUCAUUGCUCACAACCACUCACGUCGGUCAAUGAGGCCAUGUCAUUUCUGUAUCCUGAUCCUCCGUCGAUAUACCCAGUGGGGUCUCUGAGCCAGUCAUGGGUAUAUAUCCUUAAACCCAUUCAAUUUGCCCAUGCGUCCGAACGUACAGAUCUUACCUUGCUACCACGACAAACGGAGGAGGAAACGAAGAGGUACUUAUUACACAAAUUCCAAACCAAGACGGGUGACUCGUGUGAACUCGAUACCAAUGGUCGACCUAAAGCCUUAUAUAUCUUACAACGUUUUAUCAAAGGCCCAGAAUAUUGUACUCAGGCAUCCGUUUAUGAUAAUAAGAUCAGAAGUUUUGUUUGUUGUAAAGGGAGUGAUAUGGUAAUGCGGUACGAGGAUGUUCGUAGACUACCCAAUCAUGAUAAGGUUUCUAUUUUGGCAGAAAAAUGGACCACAACAUUUUUGACUAGAUUGAAACAGUGCAAUUUUCGAUACGAUGGACACUUUAGUAUUGACUUUAUCUAUGAGGAAAGUGAAGGAAGGUUAUACCCCAUUGAAUGUAAUCCACGUGUCCAUACGGCUGUCACUUUGUUCCGCUCAGUAGCCAAUGCGCUAGCGGAGUCUUAUCUCUGCGACAAACACUCUGAGGAGAUCGUACGACCAUCUCUUAACGAGCCAGCUCACCUCUGGAUGGCUCAUUCUCUUCCACUAUCAAUCUUCAACACUUUUCCACCCCUGUUACAACGUUGGCUUGGAUUCUUACAUCCAUAUCUCAGCGAGGAUUACUUCAAAUCUUGCCAUGACGAUCGUUUCGAUCCCAUCACUUUUAGCCCCAAGCCCGAAGAAACGCCAUGGUUCUUGUUUCGCUCGGUCAUGUGGCAACCUACUUACCUCGGGAACCUUGGGAGAUCUAAAAUUUCCUCAGUACCGAACAAACUUUUGACCAACGGCUACUCUACAGCCACUCAGUUGGAUCCUCUGUGGGACCCAGAAUACCAUCCGGAUGAUCUGUUCACUUGGUGGAUCAUGGGUCAUGUUUAUUGGAUCUGGCUUCUCUUUUAUCAGGCCUUUAUACGUAAUGAACCUUGGAAUAGAGUCAAUGUGUCUACCGCUAGGAUUUGGGAGCUUUGA
Messenger RNA from Melampsora larici-populina 98AG31, 1731 nucleotides. RefSeq lists its product as uncharacterized. Bases 1 to 1731 code for a protein of 576 amino acids. NCBI's taxonomy places the organism in Eukaryota, Fungi, Basidiomycota, Pucciniomycetes, Pucciniales, Melampsoraceae. The record is from RefSeq and is a predicted model, not a curated record. The transcript is spliced from 2 exons.